CAGAGUGAAAACAACUGUCGGCUGCACGUUGUCAGUGGGUUGUUGUGAUCAUAAUUUGUCCGUUAUCAACAUUUUGUGGCCCUUCAGGACCGCUGUAGUUUUGUGAACUUUCAUAGGUAUCAGGUUGACUUCCAGGAAGCAGCACAAUGAAAAUCAACAUAGAUGGCCUGCUGGUGCUCUUCCCGUAUGACUACAUCUACCCUGAACAGUACUCCUACAUGGUGGAGCUCAAACGGUCACUGGAUGCCAAGGGCCACUGUGUUCUGGAGAUGCCUUCGGGGACAGGAAAGACUGUCUCCCUACUCUCACUUAUUGUGGCAUACCUGAAGACAUCUCCAAAGGAUGUGUGCAAACUCAUCUACUGCUCCAGAACUGUGCCAGAGAUUGAAAAGGUUCUUGAGGAGCUGAGGAAGCUGAUGGAGUAUUAUGAGAAGGAGACAGGGGAACCCCCCAACCUGAUUGGUUUAGCCCUGAGUUCCAGGAAAAAUCUGUGCAUCCAUCCAGAGGCCAGUACACUACAGUUUGGGAAGGAGGUUGAUGGUCGGUGUCACCAGAUGACAGCGUCCUUCGUCAGGGCCAGACAUGAAAGGGACCCAGACGUGCCUGUCUGUGACUUCUAUGAGAGAUUUGAUGCCCUUGGGAGAGAAACCCUACUACCACCUGGGAUCUACAAUUUAGAUGACAUGAAGGAUGUGGGACGAGAGAAGGGCUACUGUCCUUACUUCAUGGCCAGAUAUGCAAUAACCUAUGCCAACAUUGUUGUGUACAGCUACCACUACUUACUGGACCCCAAGAUUGCUGACUUAGUGUCCAAGGAGCUGGCUAAGAACUCUGUGGUGGUGUUUGAUGAGGCUCACAAUAUAGACAAUGUGUGUAUAGACUCCAUGAGUGUGACCAUCAACAGAAGGAUGCUGGAUCGCUGUCAGGCUAAUGUAGAAACUCUCACCAGGACUGUGCAGAGACUAAAGGACACGGAUCAGCAGAGGUUGCGUCAGGAGUACUCCCGGCUGGUGGAGGGACUGAGGGAGGCUAACGUAGCCAGGGAAACAGACGUGGUGCUCUCCAACCCAGUGUUACCAGAUGAGGUAUUACAGGAGGCAGUCCCAGGAAACAUCAGGACUGCAGAGCACUUUGUGGGCUUCCUGAAGAGGUUCAUGGAGUAUCUGAAGUCACGUCUGAGGAUCCAGCAUGUUGUACAGGAGACUCCUGCCUCCUUUCUUAAGGACCUGAAGGAGAAGGUGUGCCUGGACAGGAAACCUCUCAGGUUCUGUUCAGAGAGGCUGAACUCCCUGAUCCGUACCCUGGAGAUCGCAGACUUGACAGAUUUCUCCCCUCUCAUCCUGCUGGCCAACUGCACCCUGGUCAGCACCUAUGAAGGCUUCAUUCUCAUCAUGGAGCCGUUUGACGACCGUACACCCACCAUCUCUAACCCUAUACUCAACUUCAGCUGUAUGGAUGCCUCCAUUGCCAUCAAGCCAGUGUUUGACCGGUUCCAGUCUGUGGUCAUCACGUCAGGGACCCUGUCUCCACUGGACAUGUAUCCCAAGAUCCUGGACUUCAGACCAGUUAACAUGGCUUCCUUCACUAUGACACUGGCUCGACCCUGUAUCUGCCCUAUGAUUGUGGGCCGUGGAAAUGACCAGGUGACGAUGACUUCCAAGUUUGAGUCAAGGGAAGAUGUUGCAAUCAUCAGGAAUUAUGGGAACUUGCUGUUGACGAUGUCAGCUGUGGUUCCAGAUGGUAUUGUGGCCUUCUUCACCAGCUACAGCUACAUGGAGUCUACUGUAGCGGCCUGGUACGAACAGGGUAUCAUUGAAAAUGUCCAGAGAAAUAAACUCCUGUUCAUCGAGACCCAGAGUGCAGCAGAGACCAGCGUGGCUCUGCAGAAGUACCAGGAGGCCUGUGAGAAUGGCAGAGGAGCCAUCCUGCUGUCUGUGGCCAGGGGAAAAGUCUCCGAAGGAAUUGAUUUUGAACACCAUCUGGGCCGUGCAGUGGUCAUGUUUGGGAUUCCCUACGUCUACACACAGAGCAGGAUUCUUAAGGCCAGGUUGGAGUACUUGCGAGAUCAGUUCCAGAUCAGGGAAAAUGACUUCCUAACAUUUGAUGCCAUGAGACAUGCAGCACAGUGUGUUGGAAGAGUUCUGAGAGGGAAGACAGACUAUGGUGUCAUGGUGUUUGCAGACAAGAGGUUUGCUCGUUCUGACAAGCGAGGAAAACUGCCCAAGUGGAUCCAGGAGUACCUGUCUGAUGGCAUGUGUAACCUGACGACAGACGAGGCUGUUCAGGUGUCCAAAAAGUUCCUCAGGCAGAUGGCACAGCCCUUCAGGAGGGAGGACCAGCUGGGCCUGUCCCUGCUGACGUUAGAGCAGCUCCAGACUGAGGAGAUGAAGAAACGGGCUCAGCAGACAGCACAUCAAGCUUUCAUGACAUGACAGUAUAGACACCUAGGAUAGCAAUAUUGUUUUAGUAGCCUUAACAGCCAGGGAGGAUAGUUAAGGCUGUCGUAUUACCUAUACUAAAAACAGACAGCAGUCAUAAAGAAAAUCAGAGGAAAAAGUACCCCAAACUACACCAAGCUGGUAGGACAUGUUGAAGAGAUGUCUUGUAGAGUUAGCAGCCUGGGGUGACAUACUAGUACAUUGUACUGUUUAUUGGUACUGGCAAAUACCAUUAGUUAAUACUGUACUGCCCAGUACUCUGAAAGAUGAAGCAACAGGUGCUGGUACUUUUGGUUGCUGGAAAACAUCCAAAACAUCUUGGCAUCCAUAAUCUCCUUAAGCAUGUAUUUUUAUACUGCAACCUUCUUUAUGGUGGAAGGAUGUUAACAAAUUAAUGCUAAUCGUAACAUUCCAGAAGAUAACUCAAUCUUUGUGCUGCUUGCAUAUCAAACUGAUUAAACAAGUUAUCAUGCAACUUUUGUUGCAUUUAUCAG
Molecule: messenger RNA, 2932 nt
Organism: Branchiostoma belcheri (Belcher's lancelet)
Lineage: Eukaryota; Metazoa; Chordata; Leptocardii; Amphioxiformes; Branchiostomatidae
Product: TFIIH basal transcription factor complex helicase XPD subunit-like
Biological process (GO): transcription by RNA polymerase II; positive regulation of mitotic recombination; nucleotide-excision repair
Cellular component (GO): nucleus
Molecular function (GO): damaged DNA binding; DNA helicase activity; hydrolase activity, acting on acid anhydrides, in phosphorus-containing anhydrides
Source: RefSeq, a predicted model, not a curated record